GAUAGGAUAGAGAGAUAGAGUGUGCACACCGAUGGAGUCGAUGCACCUUCAACUGCCUAUUUUACUUGCUAGUAUCGAUCGCCACUGCCAGGCGGGCCAACGGAGCCUUGUUUUUCGGUGCCACCAAGGCACUGGUCAGCUGGGACGCCCCUUCGUCUUCUGCGACAGACCUCCCAGCUGAGGGUCCCAAAGACCAGCCGAUGGAGACAGUCUCCGUCGACGAAAAGACACCCGCAGACGUCGACAGACAACCCCCUGCGGAGCCGUCUCAUGCAGAUGAGGAAACCCUCAUCGAACUCGACGACGAGACUUUGACAGAGGACAACGUCAACAGUCCUCUGGCAGAGUCCGGUCAGGAAGGUGGCGCCCAGAACGCGCAGAUACAAGCUAACAAGCCUGAUGUAGUCCUCCUCGACCAUCAAACCAAAGCGAUGUUCGUGAUCGAGUUUUCGGCGCCAGCCGAAACGAACAUUGUUUUGAAGGAGGAGGAAAAACGGACUAAAUAUCGAGAUCUUCUCUUCGAACUCCGCCGGCUCUAUCCAGACCAUUCUGUGGGAUUGGUCAUCCUGAUUAUCGGCUCCCUAGGAGGCACACGACACACGCUGCUCUUGGAGAUCCAGAAAAUCCCAGCGUGCCGUGAUAAGGCACACAUCCUGGCUGACUUCGGAAUCCAGAAGUAUAUCUGCUCCUACCAGCACGUUAUGGAUGAAGACACAAAAUCUUUACUAAAAUCGAUUUACCAACAGAACAAUCAAAUAAUUGAAGACAUUAAAACCAUCAAGAACGAUUUACAGAAAGUUACUAAGACUGUCCAUGAUAUAGAGGUGAAAUUAGAACUAUUAGAAAGUGAAAAUAAGGAACUGAAAGUGGAGGUUGAAACAGCUAAAAGAAAGCUGAAAAAUAACAAUUUGGUGAUUUUUGGCAUUGAAGAAAAGGAUGAUGCAGAAACUACAAAUAUCGUAAAACAAACUUUGCAAGACAAACUGAAUAUAAGGCUAGAAGAUACGGAUAUAAAUAAUACCUAUAGAAUUGGAAAAAGAAAUACUAGUGCAAAAAGGCCUAUAAUUUUAGAACUAGUUCGAAACAUCAAAAAACAAGAAAUCCUUAGAAACUGUGGUAAAUUGAAGGGGACCGAUAUCGCAGUUAGUCAUGACCUAACAACAAAAGAAAGAGAGGAAAAAAAAGUAUUAUACAAGUACUAUAAGGAAGCGAAAGGAAACAAAUGUGAAACUACUUUAUUGAAAAAUAAACUUAUUAUCAACGGUGUCUCAUACAAGUACGAAGAUCUUACAAAAGAAGUCGAUAGAACAUUGAAUAACAUCGAAACCUCUGGAAACUCUGCCGACUUGUCAUCUAAAAGAAAAAACGUUCUGAGUCCCCAGGAGGGAAUGCCGAAAAGAUUCACUAGAAGCGUUAGCAGGGAGACGAAAAAUAUGGACUAA
Molecule: messenger RNA, 1442 nt
Organism: Phaedon cochleariae (mustard beetle)
Lineage: Eukaryota; Metazoa; Arthropoda; Insecta; Coleoptera; Chrysomelidae
Source: the annotation of a GenBank genome assembly